AUGCCCAGGCUGCUCUGGGCAGAGCUGGUGACCUUCGGUCAGUUCCUGCGGGCUGGGAAGGACACGGGCCUGCAGCCUCCCCCAGCCGGGAGUCGUUUGGCACUUCCUAGUGCCACGGCCGGCGAGCGCGGAGCUGUGAUCGAUGGGACCCCUUGUUCUUUAAUUAGUCGCUUCAUCCUGGGAGAACUGACCGGGUGCUGCUUCCCGUUGCCGCGCCGCGGCCGCGCCGAGGGGCUGGGCCCCCCCCAGCAGCCGUGCGCAAGCCGCGUGCUGGCUCUGUCCCCCGCCAGGGCCCGUGCAUGGGCUGAGAGAGGCUCUGUGUCCCGUGUGCCGGCAGAGCUGGGGGCAGGGCAGCUCACGUCUCUCUCCCUGGCCCUAGUUCCCAUCGACGCCACGCGGGGCGUGAAGAUGCUCUAUGUGUUCGUGGACAUCAAGAUCGACACGGCCCACUUUGUGGAAACUGUCCAGUUCAACUUCCCCAAGGGCGCCUGCCUGGCCCUCGUCAGCACCAUCCAGUUCGUCUCUGCUCUGCAGGCGGCAUCCCAGGAGCUGCGCUCCGAGUACAAGGUCAGCAUCCCGCUCCUGGGCUGCACGUCCCCCCGGCUGGCCCCGGACACGGACGCCGUCGUGUACCUGGGGGACGGACGCUUCCACCUGGAGUCGGUCAUGAUCGCCAACCCCAGCAUCCCUGCCUACAGGUACGACCCCUACGGCAAGGUCUUGUCCAGGGAGCACUAUGCCCACGAGCGCAUGCAGCGCGCCCGACAGGAGGCCAUCCGCACCGCCGCCCGCGCCCGCACCUGGGGCCUCAUUCUCGGCACCCUGGGGCGCCAGGGCUCCCCCUCCGUCUUGCAGCACCUGGAGGUGCGGCUCCAAGGCCUGGGCCUCCCGUUCGUCAGGGUGCUGCUCUCCGAGAUCUUCCCCAGCAAGCUGCAGCUUUUCCCCGACGUGGACGCCUGGGUGCAGGUGGCUUGUCCCCGGCUGUCCAUCGACUGGGGAGGAGCCUUCAGCAAGCCGCUGCUCACACCCUACGAGGCUGCCGUGGCACUGAAGGAAAUCGAGUGGCAGCAGACUUACCCCAUGGAUUUCUACGCCAGCCAGUCCCUGGGGCCCUGGACAGCCAACCAUGCCAGCCACCGGCCACAGAGGACCACCAGCCAGCCCACGCAGAGGGAGCUGCCUGAACCUGUGGCACCCAUGGAUGCUGGUGUGGGGAAGCAGUGCACCGAAUGCAGGUGUCCAGACCAGCCCUCACUGCAGCCAGAACACCCCUGAACCCCCAAGCCACAGGGACAUUGGCAGGCACAGCCCUGCAGUUACCGGCACAGGCAGCAUUGCUCUCAGGAAGGGCUGUCUCUGACUUGGAGACUGAUGGAAGGGGCCACCCAGCCCUGCAGUGUCUGACACCCAGGGCAGGUAGCAU
Molecule: messenger RNA, 1423 nt
Organism: Pelodiscus sinensis (Chinese soft-shelled turtle)
Lineage: Eukaryota; Metazoa; Chordata; Testudines; Trionychidae
Source: RefSeq, a predicted model, not a curated record